AUGCCGCUCGGCCGCGAGGAAUGGGAGACGCUCAUCGUGGCGGCGGAGCUCGUGGCGACGCUGUGCACGUCCUUCUGGCUGGUCACGCGGCGCUCCGGGCGCGUCGACCGCCUCCUGCUGUCCAGCGACGCCGCGGCGCUGCUGCAGCCGCGCAGCUGCUGGUCCCUGCGCGCCCUGUUGGCCUUCCGAGCCGGCGCCGCGACCUUCUUCGUGCUCAUCCAAAUCUGCGACGUGUGGCGCUCCCGGGGCCGCUGCCUGGCGUUCUACACGUCCUGGAACUUCGUCCUGCAAGGCGCGUACUUCUGCGGGGCCGCGUGGCGCACACGGCGCCAGCUGCAGCGCCGAUUGGACGAGAGGACGGCGAGCUACACGGCGCUGGUGGACGGCGACGACGACGGCGCGGACAGCGCCUUUGCUCGCCCCAGGAGGAUCGUUAGAGACAGCGGCCUGCACUGGGUCGACCUGGAGCUGCUGCUAGACGUGUGUCUGGCGGCCUCGCUGCUCAUUUGCGCCGUGGUGUGGGCCGUGCUGUACCCGUACGCCGUCAAGACGGGCCACCCCGAGAAGAUCCUCAAUGGAGUGAGCUACUGUCAACAUGGAGUCAAUGUGGUGCUACUGCAGGUGGACUUCUUUGCCACGAGACACCAGGUGUCGAGAGACGCCUUGCCACUGAUCAUGGGCUGGCCAUCGGUGUAUGCGGUGUUCGCGUGGAUCGUACAUGGCACAGUGGCGCGAGGGUUCUGGCCGUACCCGUUCCUGGACCUGGACACGCCCUGGGCGCCGGUUUGGUACGGAGGAUUGCUGGCUGCUCAUAUUGUGGCGUUGAUGCUGGUGAUGUUGCUGUCGAAAGUUAAACACAAGGAGCAACGCACCGUUACUUUUGCGGAUCCAGUGGAAGCUUAG
Phytophthora sojae is the source of this 903-nucleotide messenger RNA. RefSeq lists its product as hypothetical. Bases 1 to 903 code for a protein of 300 amino acids. Gene Ontology annotation, cellular component: membrane. The transcript has a single exon. Lineage: Eukaryota; Oomycota; Peronosporomycetes; Peronosporales; Peronosporaceae. The record is from RefSeq and is a predicted model, not a curated record.